Molecule: messenger RNA, 2568 nt
Organism: Psammomys obesus (fat sand rat)
Lineage: Eukaryota; Metazoa; Chordata; Mammalia; Rodentia; Muridae
Gene: Prdm13
Product: PR/SET domain 13
Exons: 5
Coding region: 34-1890 (618 amino acids)
Cellular component (GO): nucleus
Molecular function (GO): protein binding
Source: RefSeq, a predicted model, not a curated record
AGCCCCAGCGCCUGCCUGGCGGCGGCGGCAACGAUGCACACAACUUCCCGCACUCUGGCCACCAGCGUGAACGCAGACUGCUGCAUCCCGGCUGGCCUGCGCCUGGGGCCCGUGCCCGGCACCUUCAAGCUGGGCAAGUACCUGUCAGAUCGCAGGGAGCCAGGGCCCAAGAAAAAGGUACGCAUGGUGAGAGGGGAGCUGGUGGACGAGUCAGGGGGCGCCCCUCUGGAGUGGAUAGGGUUAAUCCGGGCAGCCAGGAACCCCCAGGAACAGACUCUGGAAGCUAUUGCAGACUUACCAGGAGGACAGAUCUUCUACCGGGCAUUGCGCGAUGUCCAGCCAGGGGAGGAGCUGACCGUGUGGUAUUCUAACUCGCUGGCUCAGUGGUUCGACAUCCCCACGACUGCGACUCCAACUCACGACGAGAAAGGGGAGGAGCGCUACAUCUGCUGGUACUGCUGGAGGACUUUCAGGUACCCUAACAGCCUCAAGGCACACCUGCGCUUCCACUGCGUGCUCAGCGGCGGCGGCGGCCGCGCCUUCCUGCACCAGGAGCACGCGGCCCGGCCCGGCGCCGCCCCGGUGGCAGAAGGCCUCGGCCUCCCCCCGAAGCCCACCGCUGCGGACUUGACGGCGCCGGUCCAGGCAGGCGCCCUGCGGCCCCACGCCCAGGCCGCCCAGCUCGCCCCGGCCUGCGGGGCGCGGGACAGCAUCAAGCGCGAGGCCUCCCUGGUGGCCCCGGCCCCCUCGCCGCCCCCGGGCAAGUGGGGGACUCCCAAGAAAAGCAAGGAGCAGCCGGACCGAGCCCCGGACGCGGGCGGGGCGGCCCGGGCCCACGGUCCCUUGCUGGGCAUCGUGGGCGGCUCCUCGGCGGGCGGCGCCGGCGCCCUGGCGUUCUACCCCGGCGCGCGCUCCGCCUUCAGACCCGCCGGCCCGGCGCGCGCGGCGGCGCAGGGCGACCCCUACCGGGAGGAGGCCGGCGGCAAGGGGCCGGCGCUGGCGCUCGGCCGGCUGCUGGGCGGGGGCCGGCGCGCCCCGCCGCCCGCCGCCGCGCGCCUCGCCCUGCCCGCGCCCGGGCUCCCGCUGGAGCGCUGCGCGCUGCCGCCCCUCGACGGCGGCGGCCUCAAGGCCUACCCGGGCGGCGAGUGCGCGCCGCCGCCCGCCGUCGUGCCGGCCUUCACGGUGUACGGCGGGGACCUGCUCUACGGGCCGCCCGCCGCCUACUACCCGCUGAAGCUGCACCUGGGCGGGCUGCUCACCUACCCCGACUCCCUCUCCUACUUGGGCGGCCCCGCGGCGGCCGUCGGGCCGGCCGAGCUGGGCUCCCUGGCCAGCAUCGACCGCGAGCUCGCCAGGCACACGCAGCAGCUCUCCGAGCUGGCGGCCGGCAAGGCGCGCGCGCGCCUGGACCCGGGGGCGCUGCCCGCGGCCGUGGGGGCGGCGGCGGGCGGCGGCGGCGCGGCGGGCAAGCCCAAGGCCGGCCACCUGUGCCUGUACUGCGGCAAGCUGUACUCGCGCAAGUACGGGCUCAAGAUCCACAUGCGGACGCACACGGGCUACAAGCCGCUCAAGUGCAAGGUGUGCCUGCGGCCCUUCGGCGACCCCAGCAACCUCAACAAGCACAUCCGGCUGCACGCCGAGGGCAACACGCCCUACCGCUGCGAGUUCUGCGGCAAGGUGCUCGUGCGCCGCCGGGACCUGGAGCGCCACGUCAAGUCCCGCCACCCCGGCCAGAGCCUGCUGGCCAAGGCCGCCGACGGCGCGGCCGCCGAGCCCGGCUUCGCCCUGGAGCCCGGGGACCCCAAGAGCGAGGACAGCGACGUGGACGUUUGCUUCACCGACGACCAGAGCGACCCCGAGGCCGGGGGCCGCGGCAAGCACGACUCCUAACGAGGCUUUCGAGCAAGGGGCAGGGACCCGGACGGGAGAAGAGCGCGGUGGCGACAGGAAGGUGGCUAGGGUAAUUCUGGGAGGGAAGCGAGCCGCUCCAGUUCUGGAGUGGAGCGGAGUUUGAGAUGGGUCAAUGAAACAGCCGGUGAACAGCCCCCAGGGCGUGGGCAGCCCCCGAGACUGGCGGAGCCUCUCGCCCUGCAAGCACCCUGGUCUUGGAGUUCAGGGUUACAUCAAUACUAGUAUCUCCGUGCCCUCAAAAGUGAUGGUUUUAAUUGCCACGAGUUUUUACAACGUUCUUUUCUGUGGAGGAAACCGUGCCUUUUGAAAAGAUGUUCCGCGUGAGUUUUACGUUACGAUUUCACCGCACAGCAGGCAAAACAAUAGACGCGACACCCACACACCUGUUCCGUUUUUCAUCCGUUCUCUUUUCUGAGACUGCUCCUUGCCACGUUGAGUAUACUGUGGUAGUGGAUGUACACAUUGGUCAAGUUGCAAUUUAUUUAUGAAAGAAUAAUGAUAAAUGUAAAAUAACGCAUGAAUCUAAGAGCACGCACUAUAUAAAUAAAAAAAAUCCUAUUUGGUAGAGUCCAGAUGUUUAUGUUGUUUUAUAAUGGACGAUGUACAGUGGAUACAGUACUUUGCUCUUGUUUCCAUUUUGUGCAAUCUUUAAGAAUA